Molecule: messenger RNA, 4311 nt
Organism: Verticillium alfalfae VaMs.102
Lineage: Eukaryota; Fungi; Ascomycota; Sordariomycetes; Glomerellales; Plectosphaerellaceae
Product: pre-mRNA-splicing factor ATP-dependent RNA helicase PRP22
Exons: 5
Coding region: 1-4311 (1436 amino acids)
Cellular component (GO): intracellular anatomical structure
Molecular function (GO): RNA binding; ATP binding
Source: RefSeq, a predicted model, not a curated record
AUGGCCAAGAAGAAGAAGCCCGCCAACAACCCCGCACGCGGCUUUGCGACGACAUCCGUCGCCUCGAAACCCAGGCCAGAAGUCCUCGAAGGUGCUGAGAUCGCGCCUGAUGUUGCUUCCCAACCAAAGCACAACGCCAAGGGCGGUGCAGCUACAGCCUCGGGUGCCCAGACACCAGCUACAAACGCCGCAGGUGCUUGCGGCCACCAGCGACUCUGCUGCCGAAAGCAAGGACCUGAGCCCAGAAAGAGUUUGAGAGGCGACUUUGAAGGAGUCCGAGUUGCAGUUGAUGGCCGAGGGCCGGUUUCGCCUCCUCGAACGUCUCGGCAGAACACAGCACCAGCGCAAGAUGCCCCCAGAGAAGACAUGGUCAUUCGCCUUUGGGCACUGCAGCAAACACUUUCUUCCGUGGGCUUUCCCCAGGAACGCGUUCAGGCUGUCACACAGCACAUUCUUGAUAUAUCGCCCAACAUCCCUGCCACAGCGAAGGACAGCAUAUGGGGUCUCGAAGAAGCCAUGGAGUGGCUUGCCCGAGAGUUGACCGCCGAUGAGUUGCCUGAUUACGAGGGUCGCGGCAAACCUAGCCUGAAGCCUACAGAAACACCGGCCGACAGCCCGCUCACGUCAGGCACUACAACUCCGGGCUACUCCGAAGCUCCUUUCCGUCAAACUAAAGGAAAACACGGAGCGCAAGCGCAGGCUCAAAUACCUAGCAAAAAGGCUGCCAUCACAUGUGACAGCGAUAUAGAACCGGAUGAUUUAAUCCCUGUAUAUAUCGAAACCAAGUCAAAGCUCUUUUCAGCAGAGCGGGCACACCAAGAGAGCAAGCGACAGAAGCCCUUCGUGCCCACAGACGAAGGAGUCAUCCCGAGGCUGCAGGCGAAGCUGGAAAGGAUCGAAAAGGAUGUACUUUUCGACAAAUAUCCCGCUGAGCAGCAGUGGAAGGCUAGAAAGAUGGCGCUGGAAAAAGAACUCGCUGCAAUGAGAAGACAGAAAGCCCAGGACGCAACCUCGGAGGCUACAGAGACAAGUCCCGAGCCAACUGAAGAGCCUCUCACCGGAGAUGUCAAUGAUGAAGCUGAACGCAUGGCCGCAGAGAUCCUAGCGGAAGGUGCAGGCGACGACGAUGACGAUGCACUGGCAGGUCUGUUCGACAGCCUACCAACCAACGAAGUGGACGCGGACACUGGCAAAACGAAUACAGUUGUCAAUGGCCCCGACGGAGUCAAGGUCACGAUUCGGUCAUUCGGAACAUGGACAGGCGUGAGCCCGAUGAGGGCGUUGGAGGAAGCCUGCCGCGCCCGGGACUCAUCCGUCAAACUCCACUACGGUCUCAUCUCGGAAGUACCAUUUGCCAACCGCCACAUGCUGAACAUCAGUUGGAGCAAGACCCAGGCCAUACCGCCUGCAUCCUCAGACGACACGGUGCAUGUUUCUGCUUACGCCAAAGCCUUCACCUAUAGCAUGAGGUCUGUGGCAGCUCCCGACAAGAAGCAGUCUGAAGCUUUCAUCGCCACGUGGGCCCUAUACCAUAUUUUUGGCCCCUCGCAAAAGGAAGAAAAGGUUGGACUACGUCUGCCUCCUGUCUGGAAAGAGCUCUGGGCCGAGCUUGCCGAAGCACGUAAGAGCUCCUUAGACGCCAAGGACCGAGAAGAAAUCAGAAUGCUUCGUGCCAUGGUACGACAGAGACAAGAUCAAGAACUCGAGGACGGUGUGAUACUUCCCUCUGCCUUUCGUGGACGCGGAGCGGCGCGAAACGCCGGGGAAUUGACCGAGGGGGCCUCGGAUCCAGCGAAAAGGAAUUUCGGAGGGCCUGAAUAUUUCCAACAAAUAUGGGCUAAAAAGUCCAGUACACCUCGCUAUCAAACUAUGCUGCAAUCUCGAAUGCAGCUCCCUAUGUGGCAAUUUCGUCAGCAAGUCGUGGAUACAGUUGACCGUGAGCAAGUUGUCAUCAUCUGUGGUGAAACGGGUUGCGGCAAGAGCACACAAGUUCCCUCAUUCCUGUUGGAGCACCAGCUGGCGCAAGGCAAGCCAUGCAAGAUAUAUUGUACCGAACCGCGCCGCAUAUCUGCGAUAUCGCUCGCACGUCGUGUGAGCGAGGAGCUCGGAGAGGGCCGGGGUGAUAUUGGCACGCCAAGAUCGCUCGUAGGCUAUUCUAUUCGCCUUGAAGCCAACACAUCCAAGGAGACGAGGCUGGUGUUCGCCACGACGGGCAUCGUUAUGCGCAUGCUUGAGGGCUCGAACGAUCUUCGAGAAGUGACGCAUUUGGUACUUGACGAGGUGCACGAAAGAUCCAUUGACAGCGACUUUCUUCUUAUCGUGUUGAAAAAGCUCAUGCUCCGACGAAAGGACUUGAAGGUAGUUCUCAUGUCUGCUACGGUGGAUGCCGAACGCUUUUCCAACUACCUCGGGAACGCCCCUGUUUUGACAGUUCCCGGUCGGACAUUCCCUGUGCAGGUUCGCUACCUGGAAGAUGCCAUUGAACUCACAGGUUUUAGCACUGGUCAGGCGAGCCAGGAGAAGAUGGUUGAUCUCGAUGAUGACGUGGAAACGGAAACGGAAGGUCCAAAGACGACUGUGGGGAGCGAAUUGGCAAAGUAUUCUGCCAAGACAAGAAACACGCUGGCUCAGAUGGACGAAUAUCGGAUCGACUUCGACCUUAUCGUCCAGCUCAUUGCCAAGAUCGCGGCCGAUCCGUCGUACUCGCAAUUCAGUAAGGCAAUCUUGGUCUUCUUGCCAGGUAUUGCCGAGAUCAGGACAAUCAACGACAUGCUCCUUGGGGAUCCUUCGUUUGCAAAAGACUGGCUCAUAUAUCCUCUCCACUCCAGUAUCGCAACAGAAGACCAAGAGGCUGCCUUCCUUGUCCCCCCGCCGGGCAUCAGGAAGGUCGUCUUGGCUACAAACAUCGCGGAGACAGGAAUCACUAUCCCGGAUGUGACUUGCGUCAUCGACACUGGGAAACAUCGCGAGAUGAGAUUCGACGAGAGGCGGCAGCUCUCCCGUCUCAUCGAUACGUUCAUCUCGCGCGCGAAUGCCAAACAGCGAAGGGGCCGUGCCGGUCGUGUCCAAGAAGGCCUGUGUUUCCAUAUGUUUACCAAGCAUCGACACGACGCGCUCAUCAGCGACCAACAGACCCCUGAGAUGCUCCGCUUGUCCCUGCAGGACUUGGCGAUUCGUGUCAAAAUUUGCAAGAUUGGAGGUAUCGAAGAGACCCUGAGUGAGGCUCUGGAUGCGCCUUCCGCAAAGAAUAUUCGACGUGCUGUCGACGCCUUGAUCGAUGUUCGAGCGCUGACCAAUGCUGAAGAGCUGACGCCCCUGGGUCAUCAACUCGCCAGGCUUCCUCUAGACGUGUUUCUUGGGAAACUCAUUUUGUUAGGCACCGUGUUCAAGUGUCUGGAUAUGGCCAUCACGGUUGCCGCUAUAUUGUCAUCCAAAUCCCCCUUCUCCGCUCCGUUCGGACAACGAGCGCAAGCUGACAUGGUACGCAUGGGCUUCCGACGUGGUGACUCCGAUCUCUUGACUAUUUACAAUGCGUACCUGGCUUGGAGGCGAGUUUGUCAAACAACAAGUGCUUCUGGCGGAAAGGAGUUUCAAUUCUGCCGCAAGAACUUCCUCAGCCAACAGACACUUGCCAAUAUUGAGGACCUUAAGGGCCAGCUCAUGGUCUCUCUUGUGGACUCGGGAUUCCUGUCCUUAACCGAUGACGAGCGACGCGCACUGAACCGUCUGCGAUACUCAAACAACUCACGCCGGCGUCAUCAGCAGUUUUUUGAGAUUCCACAACGCGUCAACCUCAACAGUGAGAACGAUGCAAUCACUACAGCUGUCAUUGCUUGGAGCUUCUACCCCAAACUCCUCGUGCGCGACACGCCUGGUAGUCGCGGUUUGCGGAACGUGGGGAACAACCAGUCCAUCAGCUUGCAUCCCUCAUCGGUCAAUAAGGGUCACAACGAGAUCAGGUGGCUGUCCUACUACCACAUUAUGCAGUCCAAGGCUGUCUACCACGCGCACGAGACAUCGGCAGCCGACGCCUUUGCUAUCGCCCUGCUUUGUGGAGAUGUCAAGGCGGACAUGUUCGCGGGCGUCCUGGUCUUGGACGGGAAUCGCGCAAGAUUCGCGCUGCCGGACUGGAAGACAAUGCUAGUACUCAAGGUUCUGCGCACCCGGCUCAGGGAGGUGCUCACUCGUGCAUUCAAACAGCCGGGCAAAUUGCCCACGGCUCAACAGGAGCGCUGGCUCGAGGUGUGGCAGAAAAUCUUCUCGCAGGACGCCCACAAAGAAAAUGGAUCGACGGCGGUCACCAAGGCCUAG